Messenger RNA from Equus quagga, 711 nucleotides. It is a transcript of the gene VSTM2A, whose product is annotated as V-set and transmembrane domain containing 2A. The transcript has 5 exons. The coding region runs from base 1 to 711 and encodes 236 amino acids. The record is from RefSeq and is a predicted model, not a curated record. Lineage: Eukaryota; Metazoa; Chordata; Mammalia; Perissodactyla; Equidae.
AUGAUGGGGAUCGUUUUGGCAUAUGUUGGAUUUGUUUUCUUUUCCGUUUUAUAUGUACAGCAAGGUCUUUCUUCUCAAGCAAAAUUUACCGAGUUCCCGCGGAACGUGACGGCGACCGAGGGGCAGAAUGUGGAGAUGUCCUGCGCUUUCCAGAGCGGCUCCGCGUCGGUGUACCUGGAAAUCCAGUGGUGGUUCCUACGGGGACCCGAGGACCUGGAGCCCGGGGCCGAGGUGGCCGGUGCGCAGGUGGAGUUGGUGCCUGACCGAGACCCGGACAACGACGGAACCAAGAUCAGUACAGUGAAAGUCCAAGGCAAUGACAUCUCUCACAAGCUUCAGAUUUCCAAAGUGAGGAAAAAGGAUGAAGGCUUAUAUGAGUGCAGGGUGACCGAUGCCAAUUACGGAGAGCUUCAGGAACACAAGGCCCAGGCCUACCUGAAAGUCAACGCCAACAGCCAUGCUCGGAGGAUGCAGGCCUUCGAAGCCUCGCCCAUGUGGCUGCAAGAUAUGAAGCCUCGCAAGAAUGUCUCUGCGGCCAUUCCCAGCAGCAUCCACAGCUCUGUCAACCAGCAGAUGUACCCCACCUCCAGCCCUCAAGCGGUAGCCAAAAUACCCAAACAAAGUCCACAAUCAGGUGCGAGGAUAGCUACAAGCCAUGGACUUUCUGUCCUGCUUCUUGUUUGUGGCUUUGUGAAGGGUGCUUUGCUUUAA